Molecule: messenger RNA, 1012 nt
Organism: Phlebotomus papatasi
Lineage: Eukaryota; Metazoa; Arthropoda; Insecta; Diptera; Psychodidae
Product: probable tRNA(His) guanylyltransferase
Exons: 2
Coding region: 104-976 (290 amino acids)
Biological process (GO): tRNA modification
Molecular function (GO): tRNA guanylyltransferase activity; magnesium ion binding
Source: RefSeq, a predicted model, not a curated record
CAACUUGCAUGCUAGUGGAAGAAUCAAAACAUAACCUUAAAUGUAAUGGUAUGGUAUUCGGGAGAAAUAACUUGCGAAUUUUCUCAAUUUUCCUUUUGAUUUUAUGAAUAUAGUGCGUCGUACGUUUUCCACAUAUAGAAUGGCUUGUAGUCGAUACGAGUAUGUCAAGCAAUUUGAGCUUGAUGACAAAAUACUGCCUAAUACUUGGAUCGUUGUCCGGGUGGAUGGAAAAGGAUUCCACAAAUUUGCCACAGUUCACAAUUUUGAUAAGCCCAAUGAUGUCCGGGCACUCGAUCUGAUGAACUGUGCAGCAGUGUCUGUAAUGCAGGAGUUUAAGGACGUUGUUAUUGGGUACGGACAGAGUGAUGAGUAUUCUUUUGUCUUCCGUAAGAGUACAGACAUCUACAAGAGACGAUCUGCAAAGAUUAUGUCAAUGGUCACAAGUCUCUUCACCUCAUCAUACGUUCUAAACUGGAACCGGUUCUUUCCGGAUCGACUUCAAUACGCUCCAGCUUUCGAUGGGAGAAUCGUGGUAUAUCCUAGUGAUGAGAAUCUCAAGGAUUACUUGUGCUGGCGUCAGGCUGAUGUCCACAUCAACAAUCUCUACAACACAGCCUUUUGGUGCCUCGUCUUGCGCGAUGGACUGACAAAUUCCGAAGCUGAAGCCAAACUCCGUGGCACGGUGUCUUCAGACAAGCACGAACUACUCUUCCAGCAUUUUGGAAUCAACUACAACAAUCUGCCAGCCAUCUUCCGGAAGGGCACAGUGCUACUGAGGAAGCGUGUUCAUGCUGAAAAAAUUGACUUGAAGCGCCAACUGAUCGUUCCACAGUAUGUCGAUAUCAUCCGAGAGAAUUUCUGGACAGAGAACUGGGAACUCCUUGAUACAAAGGGUUCAGGUGGUGAUGUAUUCCACGUAAAAAGUCACGAUCUGCCCGAUCUCAUGAAGCUGCAGAUUUCCGGCCGAGAAAACUGACAAAUAAACCAUCUUUUUUUUCUCUUUAUAUAUAAA